This is a messenger RNA of Gongylonema pulchrum, 471 nucleotides long. NCBI's taxonomy places the organism in Eukaryota, Metazoa, Nematoda, Chromadorea, Rhabditida, Gongylonematidae. The record is from the annotation of a GenBank genome assembly.
AUGAACGUAUUCUUCUUGGUGCGACUUCUCGGGUUUCUCAUGAUAGUGAUUGGUACCGCACUGUUCUGCUAUAUCCCGGUCAGGCGAGUGAUGAAUUACAAGAAAGAUCUGCAGCAGCUCACUGGAAGGUCGAUACGAUACGAGGAUUUGAUUGUUUAUGCGCUUGGGCAAACGAAAUGUAGGUAUGUUUCCUGGACUCCCUGGACCGGUUGCAAGGGUCAACGGGAACAGAGUCGCCGACGGCAGCUACUCUAUGCCCGAUGUGAAACGGUGUAUGAGCGGAUAUCCUGUAGCUGCGCGAAGAAUUUGCAGCGGCGAAUCCAGCGACUGGACAAGAAUUCGUACAGCGAUCACGGAUGUAUUCCGGGCAGCGAUCGACGAUUGCGUAUGCUAUCGGUGAAUGCAUCUUUCGUUAACGUCACAAUUGGCGAUACUCAGGAGCUACCUGCGGUGGUAUUCGGGCGUUGCUAG